ACUAUGUUGCUGCUGGAGAUCAAUGAAGCCAAGUGAAUGGGGGCUGAAUGGGCGAAUCCAUAGCUGAAGCGGAGCGCCAGAUGGUGGAGGGCUACACUUAUUUAUGAAACUGUCUUGAGUUCUUCUUGAAUUGCCAGUUUUCAGCCUCCUCAUGCCUCCGUCUCCUUUAGACGACAGGGUAGUAGUGGCACUGUCUAGGCCCGUCCGACCUCAGGAUCUCAACCUUUGUUUAGACUCUAGCUACCUUGGCUCUGCCGCCCCAGGCAGUAGCAGCCACGCCGCGGUCAUUGCCACCACCGUCGUAUCCCUCAAGGCUGCGAAUCUGACGUAUAUGCCCUCAUCCAGCGGCUCUGCCCGCUCCCUGAAUUGUGGAUGCAGCAGUGCCAGCUGUUGCACUGUGGCAACCUAUGACAAGGACAACCAGGCCCAGACCCAAGCCGUCGCCGCUGGCCCCACCGCCCCUGCCAUCGGAACCUCCACCGCCUGCCCUGCCAACCCGAUGGUCAACAGCAAUGAGAACGCAGGCCCUUUAAGUCCGUCAGGUGGGGUGGGCAGCUCUGUGUCGGGGACCCCCAAGCAGCUAGCCAGCAUCAAAAUAAUCUACCCCAAUGACUUGGCGAAGAAGAUGACCAAAGGCAGCAAGAGCCACCUGCCGAGCCAGGGCCCUGUCAUCAUCGACUGCCGGCCCUUCAUGGAGUACAAUAAAAGUCACAUCCAAGGAGCUGUCCACAUCAACUGUGCCGACAAGAUCAGCCGGCGGCGACUGCAGCAGGGCAAGAUCACGGUCUUAGACUUGAUUUCCUGUAGGGAAGGCAAGGACUCUUUCAAGAGGAUCUUUUCCAAAGAAAUUAUAGUUUAUGAUGAGAAUACCAAUGAGCCGAGCCGAGUGAUGCCCUCCCAGCCUCUUCACAUAGUCCUCGAGUCCCUGAAGAGAGAAGGCAAAGAGCCUCUGGUGUUGAAAGGUGGACUUAGCAGUUUUAAGCAGAACCAUGAAAACCUCUGUGACAACUCCCUCCAGCUCCAAGAGUGCCGGGAAGUGGGGGGCGGCGCAUCUGCAGCCUCAAGCAUCCUACCUCAGUCUAUCCCCGCCACCCCCGACAUCGAGAACGCAGAGCUGACGCCCAUCUUGCCCUUCCUGUUCCUUGGCAACGAGCAGGAUGCUCAGGACCUGGACACGAUGCAGCGCCUGAACAUCGGCUACGUCAUCAACGUCACCACUCACCUGCCCCUCUACCACUACGAGAAAGGCCUGUUCAACUACAAGAGGCUGCCGGCUACCGACAGCAAUAAACAGAACCUGCGGCAGUACUUUGAAGAGGCUUUUGAGUUCAUUGAGGAAGCUCACCAGUGUGGGAAGGGGCUUCUCAUCCAUUGCCAGGCGGGGGUGUCGCGGUCCGCCACCAUCGUCAUCGCGUACUUGAUGAAGCACACUAGGAUGACCAUGACUGAUGCCUAUAAGUUUGUCAAAGGCAAACGACCAAUUAUUUCCCCAAACCUUAACUUCAUGGGGCAGUUACUGGAGUUUGAGGAAGACCUGAACAACGGUGUAACACCACGAAUCCUUACACCAAAGCUGAUGGGCGUGGAAACGGUUGUGUGACAGAGGCCUGGAUGGAAAGGAUUACUGUUCUCCAUUAGGAGACGAAGAGAAAGGAGGAUGGAUUCUUUCUUUCUUCUUUUUCUUUUUCUUUCUUUCUUUCUUUUUUAGAUGGGGGUAAAGUUUGUGAAUGGAAACAGAACUUGUUUAAAACCUUUUUAUUUUUAACAAGUGUGAAAAGAAUUUAACUUUUGAUGCCAUUGAGAUUUACUUCCCGCGAACUGCUAAAGCAGGGAGGCUAAAAGAGUAACUUUUUUAAGCCAACAAUAAAAAUAUAAUAAAACAUG
This is a messenger RNA of Hyaena hyaena (striped hyena), 1884 nucleotides long. RefSeq names its product dual specificity phosphatase 10 (gene DUSP10). The transcript is spliced from 4 exons. NCBI's taxonomy places the organism in Eukaryota, Metazoa, Chordata, Mammalia, Carnivora, Hyaenidae. Gene Ontology annotation, molecular function: MAP kinase tyrosine/serine/threonine phosphatase activity; protein tyrosine/threonine phosphatase activity. The record is from RefSeq and is a predicted model, not a curated record. Gene Ontology annotation, cellular component: cytoplasm; cytosol. Gene Ontology annotation, biological process: protein dephosphorylation; negative regulation of JUN kinase activity. The coding region runs from base 152 to 1600 and encodes 482 amino acids.